AUGAAGCGAUUUGCUACCCCUUCGCUGGCGGCCGUUGCCACUUGCCGUUACUUCUUUGGAAAAGGCUGGGAUAACGCUGCCUUGGAUACGAUUUACUCCUGUAUGCUCCGGAAGCCAGAAGUUAACGACCGCGUUCGAAGCCAGUAUGCCUGCACCAUGGAUCCUCGCGAUGCGGAUGUGCUCCGGCGUCUGGGAGAGGUUGCCAAGGAAAACAAAACCUUUAUUCGCGUUUUCCUUCCACCGCAUUUGGGGGAUCCUCACCGCCUUCUGAAGUGCUACAGCCUCAUGGCCUAUCCGAUUCUUGAUGAUAAGGGCGGCCAGCUGAAAGUUGAAAUGGAUGGUCAACAUCUUGACGCCUUUGCAGAUCCCGAUGAUGACUAUGCAAAGGUGGUUAUUCCCCACAUUGAGCUUGUGGAGUACUUGGCAAAGUCCCUUCUGGAAACAAUGAAGUGGGAGGCCACUCCACGAGGUGCGGCUUCACUCCUUGAGUCGCUUUACCGUGGUGCUGAGAUCCCUGAUCAUGUAUUCCAGACACCAGCAGUCAUCGAGCGCCUUGAAGAAUACAAGGAUGCAAAUAAAAUUAGUCAAUAG
This is a messenger RNA of Trypanosoma grayi, 591 nucleotides long. RefSeq names its product cytochrome c oxidase subunit V. The transcript has a single exon. Bases 1 to 591 code for a protein of 196 amino acids. NCBI's taxonomy places the organism in Eukaryota, Euglenozoa, Kinetoplastea, Trypanosomatida, Trypanosomatidae. The record is from RefSeq and is a predicted model, not a curated record.